GCCCACCCAUCUGAAUCCCUCCACGUUUACAAUCAUCUCGAAGGAUUUCCACUACUUCUAACUUCAAAGUAGCAUCCCGUUUGAUCCUCGGUAUAUAGUCUGUAAACUUCAAGUCUGUACCAUAUUCUUGCUACAGCUGAAGCCUGAAGCACCGAGGCGCCGAUGCCUGCACUCAACAAGAAUAAUUCCGCUGUGAAGCGGAUAAUGCAAGAGGCCAGGGAACUCGCCAACGAUCCCUGCACCGAUUACCAUGCAGUUCCUCUCGAGGAUGAUAUCUUUGAAUGGCAUUGUACACUUCGUGGCCCCGCUGGUACAGAAUUUGAAGGUGGUCUGUAUCAUUUCCGGAUAGUUCUUCCAGCAGAAUACCCCUUCCGACCGCCUUCCCUAAUGAUGCUUACGCCCAAUGGACGGUUCGAUCUAAAUACCAAGAUAUGCAUCAGCUUUACAAACUACCAUGAAGAGGAAUGGCAGCCAGCAUGGGGUGUUCGCACAGCCAUAAUUGGACUCCAAGGAUUUUUCCCUCUGAAGGGUCAGGCAGCUACCGGUGUUGGUUCUGUCGAAUAUCCCCUAUCGGAACGCAAGCGUCUGGCACAAUUGUCACGGGAGUGGGUUUGCCCACAAUGUAAUCAGUGUAAUCUAGAGCAUCUCCCUGAUCCCAAGGAGGGGCCGUCUAAGAAUGCAAACGUACUGUCUCUGCCGUUAAGUCUACCUGCCGACACCGCGGACGUCGAAGUUGUUCAAGACGGCUCGACGGCCACUCCCGUCCGUCAGUCCGAUAGGAUUGAAGAAGAGCGACAAGUCCACAUGCAUGGAACUGCGCAACUCGCACAUCGUAGUUCACACCGGCCUCCGCUAAUUCUUGAUACCGCGAUUUGUGUACUACUUGUUUUGGUUCUAGCGUUACUCUGUCGUCGAGUUUUGUGAUCUGAGGUAUGACGCGCUAGUAAUAUAUUUCGUAUUCGGAACUUUGUUAGUAUAAUCCUGUACGUUCUAGAUGGAUUUCCUGACACAGGUUUCAUUUCUAAGUAUUUUCCGAGGAUUCGAUCAUUAUGUUAACACAGAUUUGUCAUCGACCCUAGCUGUGCGGGGAUUCCCUGGGGAAGUGCUGCGUGCCGGCGACUUGUUGGCAGUUGCGCCCUUGGUGGAACCAAC
Molecule: messenger RNA, 1152 nt
Organism: Suillus fuscotomentosus
Lineage: Eukaryota; Fungi; Basidiomycota; Agaricomycetes; Boletales; Suillaceae
Product: UBC-like protein
Exons: 8
Coding region: 163-924 (253 amino acids)
Source: RefSeq, a predicted model, not a curated record